This is a messenger RNA of Coturnix japonica (Japanese quail), 2902 nucleotides long. The record is from RefSeq and is a predicted model, not a curated record. NCBI's taxonomy places the organism in Eukaryota, Metazoa, Chordata, Aves, Galliformes, Phasianidae.
UCCUACCAAUUUACUAUUUACAAGCAAUGAGAAGUGGGCUUCGAUUAUCUGUGUCACAGUCCAAACGAAACUCUUGUACAGAAGUCUUACCAGAGGCCAUGGGGUCUUAGCACGUGAGUAACUCAUUGCCCUUUAAUUGGAAGGGUGACUGCAAAGUGGCAACCAGGGAGAGAAUUUUCUCGAUGUAGAAUCUGCAUUUACGCACUCAUUCUGAGUGUAACCAUGUAAUCAGGUCAACAAGGCGCCAUUCUGCAGUAGUUUAGGUGGAGAACUGGCAGCACGCUAUUAGGACCUGGGACAAGCUAAAGAGGAGAGAGAUGUUUAUGUUAUCACUGCCUCCAGAUGGGAUCCCGACCUACCGUGCAUUUCUGGGCUGGCUUUAUCAGAGCUCUGCACAUCAUAAAAAUGACUUUUUAAACUCUUAGCUAGGGAGUUCUCUCCACCCCAGCUUCACAUAUGCUCUGUAGGAGAGAACUGUCUUAGACCAAUCCAAGUCAGUUUCCCUUAACUUUGCAAGAGCAAGCGUGCAAGACACCUUGGGAUUAGGAGAAUUAACAAGGCAAAGGACAGCUGCACUGGCUGAAGUUGGUGUGAAGAAACAACUCAUAAAGUCUCCGUGCAUCUAAACUCUUGUGUGUGGAUUAUGGGCCCACUUCUACCAUUAAGCUGACUGUUGGUCUUGUUCGGCGAUAUCCUAAUUGCUUUAAGAAUCCACUGGGUGAUCCUUGGUUGAAGAACAGUCACCAAAAUUGGAGAGUAAAAUACAAGCUUCAGAACUCAAGAAAAGAAGACAACAAAACAAAUGCAACGGGUCUCUGCUUGAGCUCAGUGUUUUUUAUGAUGUCUUGGGAGGACUCUAGGAUGUCAGCACUUCUGCUGGCCAGCGUUCUGUUGCAGAUCUUGCAAAGACUGGUGAUGUCCCACCUUAUGAUGGAUAUGGCUCUACAUUCCUUUGAUGACCAGUACCUGGGUUGCAGAGAGCAGAUGAUGGAAGAACUGGAGCGGGGAGACUACUUCCAGAAGGAAAUAGCUGCUAGUAAGAACUAUUCAAGCCUCUGGAAGAAGGCUCAGGAAGCUUUGUUGAAGAGCCCUGUAGGUCUCCUGAGGGAAAUGCAUGACAGUCAUGCCACCGCUCUCAUGGCUUACACCAUGAAUUCUUCCCUGCACUCUCAGCUGAACUGGGCCACAUCCACAGCAGGAAAGUCUCCAGAGCAUUACAGACACAACUUCAGCUUCAAAUAUUUUCAUUUUUACCUAACGACGGCUAUCCAGAUAAUGAAGCAAUGGCAGAGCAGCAGGGACAACGUGGGGAAGCGUCACUGCUACCGGGUGCACAGGGGUGUAAAGGACUUACAUAUUGAGGCCACAGUUGGUAGCAUGGUGAGAUUUGGCCGUUUCACCUCCACUUCUCGCCUCUGGAAUGAAGCCCAGAAAUUUGGGAAUGAAACUUUGUUUACGGUGACAACCUGCCUGGGAGCAGCUAUGCAAGGCUUUUCUUACUACACAUCUGAGAAGGAAGUCCUCAUUCCCCCUUAUGAAAUAUUCCUUGUCAAAAACUUCUUUCGGACACAGCAUGGUAACCGGCUCCACCUGCAUUCUGUGGGGAACUACAGCAAGUACCGCUGCCAGCUCUUGGAAGCUUCAAGAAUCAAGAACAGUGGUUCUACUGCCUCUGCCUCCGUCAUUCUUCCUAGUGUAAUUGGCAUUUUCUUGUGCUUGGCCAGGCAAUGACUGAUUCUCUGGCUACAUCCAGAUAUAUACACUGGAAUAACAGACAAGAAAAAACAGCUGUGUGAACUGCUUGACUUUCUGAGCAGAUCCAUGAAAGCUUGGUGCUGCCAUUCCAUUGGAAAUCCAAUGUCAAGAAAUGCAGAACUUUAGGCACCUGAGAAAUACUAGCAUUAGAAAUGAGGGCACUUAGGAAAUGUGUCUUUGCUUUUAGUGAAGACUGAAAUGAGUUGCCUGACACUCAGCAUUUCACAUCAGAUAUAGACACAUGCAAUGGCAGAGACCAUCAUGUAAUUAUUUAAAUGUAGUGGCAUGUUCUAGCAAGCUGAACAGCUGCUGCGAAAGAAAUCCUGAAACGUGUUUACCUGCACAGUUUAAACAGAUUUAAUGCUGAACUAUUUUGCGAUCAUCUUGUUCUGUAUGUAUAUCUCACACCACAGUUUUGUUUUGUUUGCUUUACCAUUCAUUUCAAAUAAUUGAUCAACAGAUCUUUAUUAUUAUUAUUCCUAAAUGCUCAGAGGCACUAAGUACAGAUUUCAGAAAGGGCUGGGAAGAUGAGAAACAGCUGUCACAGGUACAUCUUGAAUGUAUGCGUUCAGGCUUGCUUGAUCUUCUUCCUAUGUGAGAAUUAAAGGAAUCAAGGUGGACUUGUGACACGUUGGCACAUUUAUGUCUCUUGCAACUUUUCUGCUAUUGCUGGGAUGCAGCCUUCAAUCAUUUUAACAAAGAUUUGGAACGCUUCACAUGGCGGCCUCAGCACCCUGAAAGCCUCCUCUAAGCAGUCAGCUGCUACUUUCAGGCUUUUCUUUAUGGAUCUAUGUCCUUGGAGGAGGGUCUGUAUGAAAGCAAAAAGUGAAGAGUCGGAGGAUACAGAACGAAGCCUGAGCUGUUGUGAUGUUUCACCUGCGGAGGAUCUGCCUCUUGUGGUGGUUGGUGUCCCAUUCUGUUGCAGCAUCUUAAUGAUAUCAGCAUAGUCCAUGAGAAGUUCUGACACGUGGAGGGAUAAAGCAGGUGAACUCAGUAAUUGCUCCAUAGCAGACUCGAAUGAGCCAGGGAAAUUAUCAAGUUUUAACAACACUGCAACCAGUGCGCCCAAGAUGCCUCCUAUGAUCCCUUUAUAAUUUUCAUAGAUUUCUUUUACUGCAGCCAUUUUUUCCUGUAGAGAGAGGAUGGG